Linum tenue is the source of this 1341-nucleotide messenger RNA. The record is from the annotation of a GenBank genome assembly. Lineage: Eukaryota; Viridiplantae; Streptophyta; Magnoliopsida; Malpighiales; Linaceae.
AUGGCUAAUUCAAUACAUCUUGCUCUCUUGUCCUUCCUCUUCCUCGCUGCCGUCGGCUCUUGUUCGGCCUUCAACGUAACCCAGGUCUUGGGCCCGCUGAGGCAGUUCAGCACCUUCUCCAACUACCUGGCCCAGGUCGGCGUCGUCGGAAUGAUGACGAACCUGAAGAACGUCACCAUCCUCGCCGUCGACAACGCCAACAUGGGCUCCAUCUCCGGGAAGUCACGUGAGGAGAUCAAGCGGGCGAUGACAAUGCACGUGAUCCCCGAGUACUACGACUUGGACCGCCUCAGGAGUUUGGAAAACGGCACCGCAUUGAUCCGCACCAUUUACGUCCUGACGGGACUGGCCAGGGGCAAAGAUGGAAUGUUGCUGGUGACCAAGAGAGGGAAAGGCGGUCGGAUUUCCUUCGCCAGCGCGAUUCUUCCCCGAUCCAAGCCCAGUACCGUCACUCUCCUCCGAUCCGUCGUCGUUCCGUCGCUUAAUGUGUCAAUCUUCCAGGUCAGCGGCGUGAUUGUUUCCCCACCGCCCGUCGUCAGCGUCGCCAGUGAGGGGGCCGGCGCCGACUCUGCCGGCCGGAUUGCGGUGUCGAGCAAAUUGGUGGCGCGGCGGGAGUUUCCGGCGGUGAACAAGGCGGGGGAUUUGAAUCAGGUGUUCAUGCCGAAGACAUUGAAACCAGACGGCGACGAGGAGAAGGAGGAGGAGGAUGAUAUCAAAACGUCGGAGAAGGCGGCGUCGAAAGGCGAUGAAGAGAGUGCUCCGGCGAAGGCUCCGUCCAAGGCUCCGUCCAAAUCCCCAUCCAAGAACGCCUCCCCGCCGAAGAAAUCGCCGGCGAAGGCUCCGUCGCCCUCGAAAUCGUCGAAUUCCACCUCCGGGGGGAAGAAGGGGAAAUCGACGGCGCCCGCUCCAUCGCCGUCGUCGGACUCUCCCGCUCCGGCUCCGUCCAAGAAGAAGAAGAGCGACAGCCCGUCGCCGGCGCCGUCGAAGGACGCGCCAUCGAAGUCCCCCGCGGCGUCGAAGUCUCCCAAGGCGGCGAAAUCCUCGGAACCAUCGCCGGCAGACUCUUCAUCCGACGAUUCCCCGGCGCCUUCCAAGUCGAGCAAAGGCGGCUCGUCGUCAGAAUCUCCGGACAGCAGCUCUUCCCCAUCGCCGUCCGACGACUAUUACGCGAAAUCGUCUCCUCCCGCGCCGGCCAAGGGAUCGGAAUCCCCCAGUGCGGAAAGCCCAUCCGACGAAGCCGAAGCGCCGGCGGAAGCACCUUCUGGUGGUGCGUCUCCGAUGAGCGUCACCAAUGUUGGGAUCAUGAUGACGGUGAUGGCUUUGUGGGCCCUGGCCGCGUAG